UUCGGGGAACCCAGGAGCAGGCGGCAUUGGGUCGGCUGUGUUGGGCCUUGCUCCGAGGCUCCGCCUUCACUUGGGUCUUUCUAGAAACCCAGCUUUGAGCUCGGUGCGGGGCAGGUAUUUCCAGGCCAGUACGGGUGUCCCGAGCGCAGCCCAGUGCACCGAGCUUCCCAGAAGCGCGUGUGAGUCCUCCAUGGCUGAUACGACCCCAAACGGCCCCCAAGGGGCGGGCGCGGUGCAAUUCAUGAUGACCAAUAAACUGGACACAGCUAUGUGGCUGUCUCGCUUGUUCACAGUUUACUGCUCUGCUUUGUUUGUUCUGCCACUUCUUGGGUUACAUGAAGCAGCAAACUUUUACCAACGUGCUUUGCUGGCAAACGCUCUUACCAGUGCUCUGAGGCUGCACCAAAGAUUACCGCACUUCCAGUUAAGCAGAGCAUUCCUGGCUCAAGCUUUGUUAGAAGACAGCUGCCACUACCUUUUGUAUUCACUCAUCUUCGUCAAUUCCUACCCCGUAACAAUGAGUAUUUUUCCAGUCUUGUUAUUUUCUUUGCUUCAUGCUGCCACAUACACAAAAAAGGUCCUUGAUGCAAAAGGUUCAAAUAGUUUACCUUUGCUGAGAUCUGUUUUGGAUAAAUUAAGUGCUAAUCAGCAGAAUAUUCUGAAAUUCAUUGCUUGUAAUGAAAUCUUCUUGAUGCCUGCUACAGUUUUUAUGCUUUUUAGUGGUCAAGGAAGUUUGCUCCAACCUUUCAUAUAUUAUAGAUUUCUUACUCUUCGCUAUUCCUCUCGAAGAAAUCCGUAUUGUCGAACCUUGUUUAAUGAACUGAGGAUUGUUGUUGAACAUAUAAUAAUGAAACCUGCUUGCCCUGUGUUUGUGAGAAGACUUUGUCUCCAGAGCAUUGCCUUUAUAAGCAGACUGGCUCCAACAGUUGCGUAGUUUAACAUCCAGCUAAGUUAUAUAUAAUCUAAGCAUUAUUUGCAGCUGGUACUUCUGCUAGGAGUUUUUAAUUUCAGGUGUAAAACUGACCUCAAUCCAUUUUACAUAACUUACAUAAGUACAUCUCAAUGGGAAGACAUAAUUUUUCUGGCAUGUUAAAUCAAGCCUUUAAAAAGUUUCUGAGAAAAUUUUACUGUGUUAUGUUGUUAAUGAUUAUAGAAGUUUGUAUCUUGUAAUAAGUGUACUGAGGAUUUUUUUAGAUGCUGCUGUGCCUUUAUCAUGAACAUUUAUUUCUCUUGUAGAAAUGGCUCUAAAAUUUCUUUCAACCUAAUUGGUACCCUGAAUUUAUAUCUGGCCUGAGUUCAUUAUGAUAAUAUUACAUAUAUGAAUUCAGUAUAUUUUGAGACAGUAUUGUUUUGCUGUUCAUUAAUUUUGGUUGAUGAUUUUUCAGAAGCAAUUCUCACUAUUUACUUUCAAAUUAUUAUUUAGGGUGACUUUGUGCUGCUUUGUUAGAACAGAUUUAUUUUGAAUGUAUUAUCAUGAGAAAUUCUAUCUUAUGCUGUGACCUUCCAAAAUUUUGUUUUUCCAUACUUACAUCUGUGAGCUUGAGUAUGGUUUUUAAAAGGCUCAACUGUAAGCUUGUUAACCAGUUGUGUAACUAUUUGGGGUUCACCUAAACAUUUUGCACUGGAAAGCAGAAGUCAUACAUUCUUUCAGAGAUCUAUUGAGUAAGUAGCAUUUCUUAAGUAGGAAAUCCUUAUAUAGAUAAGGACACAUAGUACUAUCAUAGUUGGUAGAAGUACCUAGAUGAGAUUCUUGACUGCCAGUUUUCUCGGUUUCUUAGGCUUGAAUUUUAACUGACAAUUGCAGAAGUUCAGAUGACUUUUGAAAGUGAUGUCACUGAAGAUUGAGCAUAUGAUAUCCUUGAUUUCUGUUCUGAUAAAAUAAUGAAGAUUAUCGUGUUGAUUACAUACUUACUCAUCAAAUCCGAUUUAAAAUGUUAAAAUGAAAGGAUUAUAGGUAAGAUAAUUGACUGGGAAUGGGGCAAGAGGAAGAGUUAUGGAGAAUAGUGUGCAUCUAGUUUUGUAAUUCAUAGAAUUGGAUGUAUUAUUCAACUGUGAUUUGAGUUGUGCGAUAUGUUCUGUUCAUUGAACUUCCAUCAGUUCCUUUAUAAAUUCAUUCCAAUCUUUAUUACUAUUGCAUGAUUGGAAAUGUUUAAAACAUCAAAUUUUAGUAGAGUAAUGUAAUGAUUUUCGUAACCAGUUUUUUCUGUCUGCAUGUAAAUUUCUCAAAAACAUUCAUUAGUAACUUAGUUACAUCAGCUUUCUUUUCAAAUUCUCACUAUAUAGAAAUGUGAUAUCCUCUUGAUAACUGUAACCAGCUAUUUUUGUAUUUUUGUAAUAUUUAUGUACUAAGUUCAAGAAGCAGCCUCAUAAUAUUCAGUUGAUUGUGUAUGUGUGUGUGGCUAGCCGCCCUAUUUACUGUAUGUUUAAUCUGAUGGUUUAAAGCUAAAUUUUCUAGAGCAAUAAAGUGAUGAUAAUGUUAAGUAAAUAGUAUAUUGAUUUCUAAUAGUGUUUUUAAAAAUUAAGUCUUGAAUUAGAUUGUUUUGGCAGCUGAAGGCAUAUUUAUUUUUAAGUUACUGGGUUGGUUUUUUGGUAAUAUUUUUAUCUUGAUAGUUUUAGGUUUAUAGAAGAGUUGCAAAAUCAGUACAGAAUUCCUUAUACCCUUUACUCAACUUGACAUUAAAAGUUAUAUAACUAGACAACAUUUAUCAAAAACUAAGGAAUUAAUGUGAACAAUACUAUUAACUGAAGUACAGAACUGAAUUCAGAUACCCCCACUUUUUCCAUUUCUUAAUUUUUUUUCUGUAUGCUCUAUUUUUACCAUGAUGAUUUAUUUUUCAUGACCUAUAAGUCUGCCAUUUUGAGUUUUUCCUUUUUAUUUUGGAAAUUUCAUUGGCCAAAAAGAUUUUCCUAAAGAAAAGAAUUCAUACUAACAUUAACAGGCAUAAUUUUAAUCUUAAAAUUGUAAUUUGAAACACUGCUUUGAAAGUUUAGACUUUUAAUCACAUUAAUAGGAUUCUAUUUCUGAUUUGCCCAUGUUUGGCUAUUUAAGGAAGGCUUGAUUUACAAAUAAAACACACUCAUGAAAAAGUAAAUUGUACAAUUUGAGCAUUACUAGAUACUUAGUUUGUGUGAAAUUUUAGAUAGAAAUUCUGCAAUAUGAUUAUGUACAGCUGGCUAAUUUGGCAUCUGAAAUUAUAGUGUAACCUGUACACCUAUUGAGUUAAAAUUAUGAAAUGUAAUAGCACUAUAUAGAAUGAACGUAGGAGGAGGAAUUAUAGCUCAGUAGCUUUUUACUUGCAGGUCUGAAAAAGGUUGGUUUAAUGUCCAGAAUAUCUAAUUCUUCUGAAAAUGGUAUAGUAAUGUUCUUAAUACCACUUUUAGAUUACUCUUUUGGAUAGGUAGAAGCCACAUACAGAUAUUUUAACAAGGAUUUAUAUUCCUUUAUAUACUUGAUUCCUGCUGAAUAACUAUCAUCAGUCCAAAGAGAAAUUUCUUCUUUUUUUUUUUUUAAAGAUUGAUUUAUUUAUCCAUAUAAGAGCUGGGGCAGAGGCCAGAGAUGUGGGGAGUGAGAGGACUCAACAGAGACAGAGCGGACUGACUGAAAUGCACUGCUGAGGGGAGCAGUGGGUGAGACAGGAGAGGUCUGCUGCACCAUGUGGGUUGCUCUCUGGCUGGCUGGGGAUCGAAUUUGUGCUACAGAGGCUGUAGAUCGCUUCAUAGUGCGGUGCUUAACCCCUUGCACCACCAGGGAGGCCCAAAGAGAAAUUUCUUAAGUAACAGUUUAUAUUUAAAUUCAUGUGGAAUAAAAUUCACCAAGACGGAUGGUUCAUGGGUAUCUUGGUGGUGGUAAUUUUAUGGGGAUUACUCUAAGAGGAGAAUGAACAGUGACAUAAAAAAUUAAUUAAAUUCACCAAGGCGGAUGCAUCUGGAAGUAAGCAAGAAAGGGCCUCCUUGCUGGUGUAGGGGUUAAAGACUCAGAACUAUAAAUUUGUCACCAGCAUGAGUUAGGUCCCCAGCCAGGGAGCUAACCCACAUGGCACAGCAGAUCUCUCCUGUUUCGCCCACUGCUCUCCUCAGCAGUGUAUUACGGUAGAUCUGCAUAUUCUGCUCCCCACUCUGUCUCUGGUGAAUCCUCUCAACCCCCUGUACCUCUGGCCUACACUCCAGUUCUUGAUUGCAUAAAUAAAUAAAAAUAAAUCUUUAAAAAAAAGUAAACAAGGGCCUCCCCAGUGGCGCAGCGGUUGAGCGCUGGGUUGCGAAGCUGCCGGCAGCCUCUGCAGCGCUGGUUCAAUUCCCCGGCUGCUCCCCGGCCACCGGAGGAGGGUCCCGCAUGGCGCGCAGACCUCUCCUGCCGCGCCCGCUGCUCCCCUCAGCAGUGUACUUCGGUCCUUCUGCCUGCUCUGCUCCCCACUCUGGCUCUGGUGAAUUCUCUCACCCUCCUGUGCUUCUAACUGUAUCCAGUGCUUGUAUAAAUAAAUAAAUAAAUCUUUAAAAAAAAAAAAAAGUAAACAAGAUAAUUAAUUUUUCAAAAAAUAAAUUUAGAUACAUAGGAACUUCCCUAACAGAGAAAGUUAAGUCAAUGCUAAUUUAAAGCUGAAGUUACACAUAAAAAUUAUAAAAUUAUCAGAAUACUUCCUGAAAAUCCAGAUCAAAAAUUCAGAUUAGGUUUGUAAGGUUAAGAUAUUAAUAGUAUUCAUUGUGGAAAGAAAGAUGAGUAUGUGAAAUAAAACCAUUUUAUGUGAAAUAAAACCAUUAGAACUGAGAAAUUUAGGAUUUUUAAUGUUUGAGAUCAGAAUGAAUGAAGUUAAUUUUGAGGGAUUGUGGUAAAGACCCUUACCUAACACCAAGAAAUUUGAUUAUAAUUUUCUAAAAUUCCCAUCCUUCCCCCCGCCAUCCCGUUGGAAUCUACUAGCCUUAAAAUCAUUGCUCCUAUUUACGCAUUUAGUUUUGAUACUUCACUGUGUAAUGAAUACCUUAAGGGAGAAUGUAACCGCAUUUAUGAUCACCAGGUGGCACUCUUUCCUCAACACCCCCUUCCAUUGUUUCACAUGCCAGUUUCAAAGUUAAAUGCCACCAAAAGUGCAGAGUCAGCAAAACUGAGGAUCUGGGUUCCGUGACCCUUUAAAUGUGUAAUAACUCAAUAUUUGACAAAUAUUUAGUAAGCAUUCUCUGUGAAUACAUUCUUGAAAUAUUGAAAAGGUGAGAGAAUUAUCAUACCUGUUUUCUAGGUAAGCAGUAAAAUAGGUGACAAUUGAAAGUGGGCAUCAUUCAGAUCAUGGUCUCCCUGGUUUCUCUUUUUUUUUCCUUUUCAGUAUAAGUGCCUAAAUCACCCAAACAUAUCAAAUAUAAAAUUGUUUUUCAUUUUCAGGUGUGUAGAAAAAUAGUACUUAAUUUUUUUCAUGAUCACUUUGUAGGUACACAAGGCAUAGUCAGUUUAACCUCUUUAAAUUUUUAAUGGUAACAUAAAAGCAUAUUGAAGUUUUUUGGAUAUUAUAUCAAGAAAGGUACUGGAAUUUUAAAUUCAGUUUGAAGUUACUAAAACAACUAGUUUGUCUUAUCACUUCAUUGGAACUUCACUAAGUUUAGGAGAAUUGUCCAGAGGCUGUAUGAUUAAUAGUAUAAUUUCACAGAUAGCAUACCAAAGGCAUACAUUUAUAAAUCCAAGAGUUAUUUCCAGAGAUAGUUUUAAUGAAUAGUCUUCUUAGAAUAUUCUGGAUGGAAAGUUGGUGUAUCUGGUACUAAGGAAGAGAAAGGAGCUGCUAAAAGUUUUGGGAGAUUUUCUGGUAGUAAUUAUUCUAGGACAUGUUUAUCUUUUAGGGUGAGUUCUUAGAACACACCGUUUCUAAGUGAAGGAUUAAUGGUAGUCUUUCUCUCAUGCAGUGCAAAUAGGAAAACUGAUAUGCACUGGAUUUGAGUUGAUAUAACAAGAGAUAAAAUACAGUAUUCUUUUAAUCUAAAGCAAAUUCUUUUUCUUAGAAAAUGAUAGGAAAAAAGUGAUUGAUGAAUGUCUUUCCUAGAAUCUAAAACUUAGUUCAUAUUCCAGGAGGAAAAAAGGGUCCAAGGAUCAUAUCACUUUUUCCUUAUGAAAUGGAUUUUUCUGAUUGCUCAGUACUUUUUAAGUAAUCUUUUUUGCUUAGUUCAUGCAGUUUAAUUCUAAAACUUGACUUUUUGUGUGUGUGACUUUAAAAUAGAACAAAAGCUUUGACAUGAAUUUUUGCUUAUAUAUAUAUUUGUAAGUUGCGACCAAAUGGGCAAAGUCUUGAGCAGGUAGCAUUUGUAAUGUGUGUAUAUAGAUAUUGGAACAAAUGUAAAAGGGUCACAAAGAUUAGAGAGAGAGUCAUAACAAAACUGUUGAUUUAUAAAUGCAUUACUUCUGGUGCUCUAUAUAAUGGGGUAUAUUGAACUAAAAAAUCUUUACAUACAGAAUGUCAGCAUUUCUUAGUCACUCCUCUUGAAUCCAUUUUUAAUAUCUAAUAGUAUACAGGUUGGGGAGUUACACUCUUCAGGCCAAUGCCACCCAGACUAUAUAAAUUUAUAAAAUAAAUUGAAAAAUUCAUCAUUCCUCCUGUAUUCAAGACCAAAGCACAUAAAUGCUAAUGUAGGGCUCAGAGGGGAAAUAUAUUUCUCCUGAAUAUUUGAGAAAAUGUGAAGUCCUUUCAAGAAAAUCUAAUAAACAUAAUAAUCAUAGCCUGCUGACACUAAGGAAAAAGGACCUCAUUCGCUCUUUCUUUUAUGCAGCGAUUUACUGGUCCCUACUGAUUUCCAAAUUGGAUCACUCUAGUAAAUUAUCUAUGCUGGUACCUGUGAAAGUAAGCCCUGGGAUCCAUAUUUGUUUUGUGUUCUGCUUAAAUCAGCAAGAAUGAUAAAUUUGAUGGUGUGAAAUUGGAAGUGUCAAGGGCUUUCUUUGGUGAUUGAGCAAAAUAAUGUCUCCACUUGUAAUUUAUUGUGACCCUUUUUCAUUGUAUGUGCUUUGUAUAUCUGAUAUUUAUUUCAAUACAAAUUAAAUUGUUGUUUCUUCGUCUGUAUUGUUAUAUCUAAGGUUUUAUUGAUGUAAAAAUUAAAUUGUGUAAUAAAAAUCUCUCUGAAUUUAAGCAGAUUUUAAAAAUGUCAUGUUGCAGAAAAAAUUACCAUUGGAACUCAGCUUCCCAUUGUACUUCAUUACCUUAUUGUUAGAAUAAGGUGAAUUUGGAAACUUCUGUUUUCCUCAGCUCAUCACAAAUAAUAGAAAUGGUAUAAUUUUGUGGUCUAAUGUGAAACUGGAAAAAAUGGCCUAAGUGAAACUGAGAAAAGAAAAAUUAGAGUGGAUUUCACAGCUGUUUGCUAACUUGCUUCUGCACAUUUUUAAUAAUGAAAUAUAGAGCCUAGUGAUGGAUGAGUUAUUUGUAAGCCUAAAAUGAUUCACAAUAUACAAUACAUCCAGUGUCAACACACUUACGGUUUUUCAAGCAAAAUGUAAAAAUGUCAGAGGGCGCUUUUUUUAUUCUUUUAAUAUUAUGGCACAGUCAAGGGAUCAACCUAUUACCAUUUUAUUUGGGUUUUUAUGCUCAUAUUUGCCCUAAGAUGUUUUUGUGGUCUCUAUAAUUAAUGGUACGUAUUUAUAUAAUACUAAUAUGCUUUCAAUACUAUCAAUAAAUUU
Messenger RNA from Talpa occidentalis (Iberian mole), 7636 nucleotides. RefSeq names its product transmembrane protein 33 (gene TMEM33). Gene Ontology annotation, cellular component: endoplasmic reticulum; membrane. NCBI's taxonomy places the organism in Eukaryota, Metazoa, Chordata, Mammalia, Eulipotyphla, Talpidae. Gene Ontology annotation, biological process: membrane organization; endoplasmic reticulum tubular network organization. The transcript is spliced from 8 exons. Bases 191 to 934 code for a protein of 247 amino acids. The record is from RefSeq and is a predicted model, not a curated record.